AUGGGUCUUGGAAGCUAUUUCAAAGCGAGCACCAAAAAGGCUGAGCAGGAAACUCCUGCACCACCGCCGCCAGCCAAACUGGCGCCUCCUCCUCGGUUACAACAUGAAGGUCGGCAGUCAGUACUAUCAGAAAAGUCGCCAUCGUCCGCGUCCGUCAACGAUAUGGACCUCCAGGCACCUACGCCUAGAUUUCAUUCCCGUCCUCAGUCUAGCUCUGGCACAUCUACUCCAUCAAUUCAGAGCUCCCUGUUUCUUGAUGAUAUCAAACAUGAGGUCAUGGUCAACUAUCUGUACCAGCAGCAGUGCUCUCAGCUCUGGGUCAGUGAUGGAUCUGGAGAGAUUGAGGGAGUUUUGCUUCGUAAGGCUCGGGGCCACUACAUGGCUUGUCCUGCGCAGCUCGCCAGUUCUCCCUUUGCUUUGGCAUGUGCCGCUCUCAACGUCCAGUGUGCCAUGACUGUCAACUCUCGUGUCAUCAAAACGUUCCUGCAAUGGUCUCCAGAUGCUGUUGAUGUACCACUCAUGAACGGCCUACGUGUACAAAUUCUUCCCACAAUUGAUGACUUGCCGCGUGCUCGCAAGUAUCAAUUCGCCGCUUUUGUCGCUUCUGAAGGUCUCUUGGUCGUUUGGGACGACGAUGCUCUUCAUUUGGUCGCACGCGCCAAGGCCAUUGAAUCCGAACUUAUGGAGCUGGUCUGGAAGGCUGGUAACCCGGAUGAGGAAGAAAACGACGAAAAGCGAGGUCCGCCCGCGGCUGAAAUUGAGAUUGACGAAGAGAGUGGCGAAAUCAUACCUGAAAAGCGGCCUAUCCAUCUCCAGAACACGGUCCUCGUGUCUCUCACUCUGGCUCUAGUUACUGUUUCUCUUGGUGCUGCCUGGAGGCAGUUGGCUAUUGAAGUCUCCGUCGACAGCACAUACAUACGCCUUGCGCUCGUUGCGCUGGCUCCUGUUCAAGUGUUUUUCACUCUGUUUUUUGCCCAGGUUAUCAUUGGUUGUCUGGCUCAAAUCUUCGGUCCCAUUCGCCAGCUUACCAUCAACUCCAAGUUUUAUUCUGCUCGUCCUCCGCCGCGUCUGCAGAGUGCCAUUCUACCUCACGUCACUAUCCAGUGUCCUGUCUACAAGGAAGGUCUGCAAGGUGUCAUUAUGCCAACAGUCAAGUCUAUCAAACAGGCCAUGUCUACAUACGAACUCCAAGGCGGCUCUGCAAACAUGUUCAUCAAUGACGACGGUCUGCAGCUGAUUUCUGAAGAAGAUCGCCAGGCUCGCAUUGAGUUCUACGCUGACAAUAGCAUUGGCUGGGUUGCUCGUCCAAAGCAUGGAGAAAACGGCUUUACACGCAAGGGCAAGUUCAAGAAGGCUUCCAACAUGAAUUUUGCUCUUAUGAUUUCCUGCAAGGUCGAAGAGAAACUUCAGGCAAUUGAACGUCCCCCUGAGUGGUCCCAGAAUGACGAGGCGAUGGCGUAUGAGGAAGCUCUCAAGGAAGUCCUGGAGGCUGACGGUCGCGCCUGGGCAGAUGGUAACAUCCGUAUGGGAGACUACAUCCUGCUUAUCGACUCUGAUACUCGUGUUCCCGCUGACUGCUUGCUUGAUGCUGUUUCUGAAAUGGAGCAAUCUCCCGAUGUCGGUAUCAUGCAGUUUUCUUCCGGUGUCAUGCAAGUUGUCCAUACUUACUUCGAGAACGGUAUUACCUUUUUCACCAAUCUUAUUUACUCUGCCAUCCGAUACACCGUGUCAAAUGGUGAUGUUGCACCAUUCGUCGGUCACAACGCUAUUCUCCGCUGGACUGCCAUUCAACAAGUCGCGUACCAGGAUGAAGAUGGAUACGACAAGUUCUGGUCAGAAAGCCACGUCUCGGAAGAUUUUGAUAUGUCUCUACGUCUGCAGGUCAAUGGAUACAUCAUUCGUCUGGCUGCUUGGGCUGGUGAAGGUUUCAAGGAGGGCGUGUCUUUGACUGUCUACGAUGAGCUUGCUCGAUGGGAGAAAUACGCAUACGGCUGCAACGAGCUUCUGUUCCACCCUAUUCGAACUUGGCUUUGGCGCGGUCCCUUUACUCCCUUGUUCCGCCGUUUCCUAUUUUCCAACAUUCGAUUCACGUCCAAGGUCACUGUCAUUUCUUACAUUGGUACCUACUAUGCUAUUGGAGCCGCUUGGAUCUUGACUGCGGUGAACUACUUCGUGAUGGGAUGGUUCAAUGGCUACCUGGACAAGUACUAUGUCGACUCAUGGCAGGUCUGGUUCUCCAUCAUCAUUGUAUUCAACGGCCUUGGUAACAUUGCUUUGGCCGUCAUGCGCUACCGUGUUGGUGAGCGCGGCUUGCUUUACGCCCUGUUUGAGAAUUUCAUGUGGACUCUAAUGUUGGCCAUUUUCCUUGGUGGUUUGUCGCUACACGUCAGCCAAGCUCUGCUGGCUCACAUGUUUGAGAUUAACAUGACGUGGGGUGCCACCAGUAAAGAAGCUGAAUUUUCCAACUUUUUCAUUGAAGUUCCCAAGGUUUUGAAAAAGUUCAAAUUCUCAAUGAUCUUCUCUCUGGUAUUUAUUGUCGGCAUGAUUAUUCUUGCUCAGGCACCGUUUGUCCCCUAUGACUGGCAAAUCAAGGAUUUCGUUGCCAUUCUGCCCAUGGCCACUGUUGCAGCUUCUCAUUUCCUUUUGCCUCUGGCCUUGAACCCUGCCCUCAUGACCUUUUCGUGGUAA
This is a messenger RNA of Trichoderma asperellum CBS 433.97, 2688 nucleotides long. RefSeq lists its product as uncharacterized. The record is from RefSeq and is a predicted model, not a curated record. Lineage: Eukaryota; Fungi; Ascomycota; Sordariomycetes; Hypocreales; Hypocreaceae.